This is a messenger RNA of Periconia digitata, 2870 nucleotides long. The record is from the annotation of a GenBank genome assembly. NCBI's taxonomy places the organism in Eukaryota, Fungi, Ascomycota, Dothideomycetes, Pleosporales, Periconiaceae.
CCAAGCGCAGCGCCACCAGGUCACUUUGCAAUGCUUCUUCCUGUGCCUGUGGCGCUCGCGCCGUCUUCUUUUUGCUGUCUUGCUCUCCUGCUGUUCUCCCUCUCUUCUCUUCUAUUUUGCUGCUGUUGCCAGAUCAAUCCGAUCAAUGGGAAAAGCAAGCAACGUGGGUGGUAUCGGCGUGUGGGCGAGCAGAAGGCAAGGUACCCGGUCUCAUGCGCCCGCGUAAAAUUACAUGUCCUGUGUACAUGCAUGCCUCUGAGAAGAAUCAACAGCCCACCCACCUCCACAACAUUAUCAACACCAACAACACCAACAAUUGACAACAACAACACCACCACCACCACCACCAGACAGGACGGCACUGCUCGGUGCUACCUACCCACCUGCACAGUACGUAGCAUGCUCGACGGCGUGCCGACCAAGCCUACUCGCCAUUGGGCUGAUUCGACCUCUUCCCUGCUACGCGUCUCGCCAUCCGAGAGAUGCGUUGGCCAUCCUCCUGCCCACUCCCCCAAUCAAACGCUGUAACGUGCUUGUCACCGCUUCACCAUCUUUUCAAUGACAGCAUUCCACCUCCCAUCGUCAUCAUGGCCUCGCUGCUUCCGGCCUCCGCCUGCUACUCACUUGCUCCUCAGCCAAUACGCCACAUAUAGCUGAGUAUCCAUCCAGUACCCAUCCGGCAUUGCGUCAUGCCCAUCCGGCUUUGGACCGCGGGCAUAUGAAUGCAUUAUUUCACAUGCCCAAGCUCCCCGAAUGGGGCCGUGAACACACAUGUACCGGAUCCUUCCAUAUACACGUGCACCAUGCCUCCGAACAUGGUACAUAUCAAAUUGCAAAACCAAACAUGCACAGCACCCGAAGCGAGUACGGACCUGCAUAAGCAGCACGCCAGCUUGCUUCUGCCUGUCUUUCCUUCACAUGCACGUCAGGGCAUGCGCCGGCUGCUGUGUGUGCGUGCAUACAGACUACAUAGGUAGUCUGUAUACAUCUGAUAUCCAAUGCGUCCGUCACCCCCUACCAGACACACAACCAGGUACAUGCUACAUAGUACCACCUUGUCCCCACCGCGAAUCGGUGUGUUUGGUUGCUGUUCGCACUCUUGUAUUCAUCCAUUGUCCCUGUCAUUGCCAUUGCUAUUGGUCUUCAUCUAUUGAGAGAACAAAAAGCAUCCAAAGCAAAAUAAACAAGACCCUGGCUGACUGCGGACCCUUGCCCCAUUUCCACGCGAAUGUAAUUUCUACCCGUGCCGUCAUUGCUUUUUGCCAUUGUGGACUCGCACACAUGUCCUCUCGGCGAAAUUUCCGAAUACAAGAUUGAAGGUACAAGACACGAUUAAACUGUCGAGAAACAAAAUUGUGGAAAUCGAAGGUUCCCCCAAUGUGAAUACCUCUUUCAGCUUAGCGUCUUUCAGUUGAUGGUUUGUGUCCCUUGGCCUCACUAACAACAAUCAAUGUCCCAACUCUGGUUACACGUACCUUCUUUCUCAUUGCCUCGAACAAUAUCACACUUCCUGUGCGACUCCAUUCUCAAUGCCAGCUCCGUCCCCUUGUCCCGUUCUGAAUAUUGAUCGAGCUCUGUCUUCCUAUGUCCACUCGCGCGAAGAGACCUUGAAAAUACGCAAGACACUUACAAAGUAUCUGGCCGCGAGUUUACGUCCUGUAAACUCCCCAUCUCGUGAUCAACAUCUGAGUCAGGAAUGUCCUCAGGGUGUUACCGCUUCUAGUAAAAACCCGCCGGGUCUUGCUGGUCUACGGAGCGAGUUUUUACACGAGUUAAGGAACCAAAGCGCAGCCCAAACACGCUAUCGCCAAUUGCAAACUUCCUUGGAUGAAUUACAGAACCGCCACUUGGUAGAAUCACCUGUAGAAGCCGAACCAAAAAACGACGAUGACACUACACAAAGCUACAUAGCACUUUUACGGCAGCGGCGUGGAUACUCGGAACUACAGAUCAUUCAAGAAUCUUUAGAAAAGCUUCUCGAUGUCAAUCCUAUCAAUGGAUCGCAAGAUCCAAAAACCCUUGUUACCCGCGCCAUUGGGGAACAGCCCAGCCUACCUGCAGAACGUUUAGAUCAGAUUUUGGCGACUAGCGGUGACAGCCCGUUUACCCUCAAAGUGAAGAAGGAAGUCAUCGAUGCGAGUUCGGGCAUGGAAAGAACCAGAUCUGCGCGGGCCAAUGCCAAAGCGGCGUCACAGGAGUCUCCCAAACUGGAAGACCAAAUUCGUGCCCUCGGUGUCGCCCGCGAGGAAAUGAUAGAGUGGGUGCAAACUGAGCUGGCCAAGAUAGAAGUGGAAUCUGAAAUCAUUGAAGAUGCCUCGCCGAUCAAACGCGCGACGCACCCCUUCUCCCCUGCCGACCUCGCAUCAUCUGAAUCGCGAAUCCAGAGUACAUACGAAGCAUACACAGUGUCUCGUCUGGCUGCCAUCAAGUCCCAAGUCUCCCUCCAGGAACCGAUUGAAAAAGAGGAAGCCACUGGUGCACCUCAAACAACAAUUCAACAGACGGAUAUUGACGACGAGAAAAAGCGACUGUCGAAUGUUUUUACCAAGUUCUUACCCCACCUGCCAAGUCUCAUGCACAUUGACAACGGCGAAAGAGCUUUGCUACAGCACUUGAUCUACCUCCAGGCGCAGAUAAAUGCUGCAGACGACGAGACUGCGGAGCAACUUUCGAGGCUUGCCGGAGAAAGCCAUUUGCUUCCAUCAAGCGCGAAAGGAGUGGAAUCAUGGGGAACCAUCACCGCUGAAAUCGAGCAGUCGAAUGAGAACUUGGUCAGAACAAGCAUUGCUGAGAGCAAUCAAGAAAUCAGUCGCAUCUCUACUAUUGUCGAUCUCUGCUCUUUGCAAAGCCGGGUGCUAUCAUCCAUGUAG